AAAAACUUAAAUGAAUAUACGUAAUUAAGGUGUAUUGAUAGUUAAUUAAAUAAACUAUAACACAUCUGUUAUCGCACGCUUAUGGAAUAAAUAGACAUGAUCGAAAAUCCUGACAAGUAUACAUUGGCACUUGUUUUCUGUUUCCAUGGAUAUUUUUACUUUAUAAUGGCCAGUACAUUAUCUAUGUCGUUUAUAAAUGCUUCGUGAUAUUUUCAAACAGCUCUCAAUAUGAAAACGCGCGAAAUAAAAUAUUUUUCAUCAUUUACAACCUUUGCUUCUUGUCCAUUGACAUUUACAAACUGUUUAUAGGUUAUAAAAUUGAAAAUGAAACAGAAACUCGAUUACUACUCCAAGAUGAUAUUCCAAUUGGUAAGAAGUCUCCACACAAGCCCUGUGUGUCGGAAAGCUGAAUCUUCUCUGUUAGCAAAGCUGCGGAAGAAAACAGGCUACACAAUUGCUAAUUGCAAAAAAGCCCUUGAAAUGCAUAACAAUGAUUCUGAUAAGGCAGAAGCAUGGUUAAAUGAACAAGCACAAGCAAUGGGAUGGGCGAAGGCUACUAAACUCGCUGGUAGGACAGCUGUACAGGGUCUGGUUGCUGUGAAAUUUGACAAAAACCAUGGAGCCCUUGUUGAGCUUAAUUGUGAAACAGAUUUUGUGGCCAAAAAUGAAAAAUUCCAUAAGAUGAUUGAAGAUGCCACCCUUGCUUGCUUCAAGUUUGCACAUACUAGUUUGCAAUCUAAGGGAGACAUUACAAAGAUGGAAUUGGACAGUGAACAGUUAGGAAACCUCUCUGUUGAAGGCAAGAAACUCUCUGAAGUACUGGCCUUGUUUAUUGGAUCUGUUGGUGAAAAUGCAAUUCUAAGACGAGCAGAGUGUUGGAAAGCAAACAACAAAGAAGUGAAGAUUGCAGGCUACACACAUCCAGCUCCUGCCGCCUCUGGAGAUUAUUCAGCUGGCAAAUAUGGAGCUUUGCUGGCUUACAAGCAAUCCAGUGGACAUGAGGAUAUUGGCCGUCAGCUCUGUCAACACAUUGUAGGGUGUGCCCCUAAGAAAAUUGGAAACAAAGAAAGUGAUAAACCAAACAAGAACUCUGAUGAUGAAACAUGCCUUAUUUAUCAAGAAUACCUGUUGGAUCCAUCUUACACAGUAGAUGAAGUACUAGAGCAAAAUAAAGUUGAAAUCAUAGACUAUAUAAGGUUCUCUUGUGGGGAGUCAGUGGAGAAUAAUAUGCUUGGUGUGGAAAAGCAGCCAUUAGACACAGUGCAAACUUUACAAUAAAUUAAAAAAGAAAUUUAUUUCUUUAUUAAAAUUGUUUUUGAAAUAAAAUUUCUUGUAGAUACAUAUUUAUUUUAUAAUAAGAAAUAAAAUACUAAGUUGUUUACUUUGUUUAAUAGACAUAAAUAAUUACAAAAUUCAAAAUGCUGAA
Galleria mellonella (greater wax moth) is the source of this 1426-nucleotide messenger RNA. RefSeq names its product elongation factor Ts, mitochondrial (gene mEFTs). The transcript has 4 exons. Gene Ontology annotation, biological process: mitochondrial translational elongation. Lineage: Eukaryota; Metazoa; Arthropoda; Insecta; Lepidoptera; Pyralidae. Gene Ontology annotation, molecular function: protein binding; translation elongation factor activity. The record is from RefSeq and is a predicted model, not a curated record. Gene Ontology annotation, cellular component: mitochondrial matrix. Bases 325 to 1278 code for a protein of 317 amino acids.